AAAAAGCAGUAAGGGGCCACUUGGUGUGUACAGGCUCUCACUUUGGACUCCCACCUAAUCGAAGUACAGUACCACUAAUGGCUCCAGCAAAGUACUCAUGACUUUGUGGGAGAUGGGCAGUUGAAUGCCGUGAGCGCUCCACUUCAAAACUUGUCAAAAGCCUUCUUCAAAUAGUCUCUCCUCUUCUCUUAUUCCCUCUUCACCUCAAGGACUUAGAAGAGCUUCAGUGAUUUCCUCAAAUAGAAGGAUUUUGUUUGAUUGUUUGAGCGCUUGUUGUGAAGCUCCUUUCCUCAUGAUGAGGCAAUCAUCAAGCAGGAAUCAAAGAUACAAGGGGGGUUUUAGAUUUAGACAUUUCCUUCAGAUAUGCCUCUUGCUUGCUAUAUGCAUUUGGCUGGUGUACCAGGUCAAGCACUCUCAUGACAAGAAAAGAGCUUUUGUAGAGAGGAAAGAAGUUGAAGAUCAGGCUUUUUCCUUUCGGUUUGGCAGGAAGGACCUUCCAUCAGUCAAGAGGGAUGAACUGAUGAGAGAGACCCGCGAUGUCGAUGAAGAUGAGUUCCAAGAGCUGGAAAUGAAGAAGGAAGAUGCCCGAGAUGAAGAAGGGGGAGGCGAUGUCGAUGAUUGGAUUGAUGAGCAAGAUCGAGAACAGCGAGGUGACGAAAACGAGCUAGAAAUCGAGUUGAAAAAUGAAGAAGAGAAUGGAAGUCUUGUGGGGGAAGCCAACUCAGUUGAUCGCCUGGAACAUGUGGAUAAUUUGACUGAAACAGAGGCAGAACAUGCAGAUGCAAGAGGUUUGGAUGAAGAGAAACCAAACAAUAUGGAUGCAAAUCUGAAGGGAAGUUCAACCAAUGUAUCUGUUGAUGUUUCUAAUAAGAUUUACAAUAGUACAAACAAUGGGGAUUUGAAUGGUUUUGUAGGCAAUCAUAGUAAUAUUGGCUUGAGAGGAAAUGCUACUUUUCAUGAAGCUGGUAAUCAUUCUAUGAAUGGGACUUCAUCAGAGAAAAGUGAAUCAGUUUUUGGAGUUUCCAAAUAUGAAAAUGAUUCCAACUCAAGUCCAAUAUCUGUUGAAGAGAGCAAUCCCAAUUUGUUGCUUACAAAUUCAACAACAAUAAGAUUACCUAUGGUUACAACUAUUUCCACAACAAAUCUGUCUGAAAGUCUUAUGGAAAAUCGAAACCUUUCCGCAAUUGCGAAUUCGCCGUCUUACAAAGAGAUUAUAGUGAAUGAAACUGCGAGCUUGAUGGUAGUUAGUCAAAAGCAGACCAUUCAGAAUGCAACUAUAGGGGAAAACCAUGCUAAAUCAAAAGACUUGGUGGUUGAAUUUGAUCAUCAUCUCAAGUCGAAGAUAAAUGAAGAACAAGAAUCAGAUGAUCAGUUUGCGACCAUAUCUUUCAACAAGAAUGAGAUUAGUCUGUCUCAAACUACUCUAACAGAAGAAGAGAGGGAGGCUCGCACUGACCUGUCGACAUUACCAGAAAUCCAUAAUGAUAUAAGGCAUGAUUAUGAGGAAACUGAACAGUAAUGGCAUGUUCUCAUCAAACUGAGCCAUCUUUUGUAACAAAACUAGUCAUGUAGCUAAGAAUCCUCUUAAAGUCUCUGUAAUAUUUUUCAUAGUUUUGUAAUCAAUGAGAUUCUAUGUUUGGAAAGAUAAUUUUUUUUCUUAUUGACACUUUAAUAUUAAUUUUA
Molecule: messenger RNA, 1683 nt
Organism: Dendrobium catenatum
Lineage: Eukaryota; Viridiplantae; Streptophyta; Magnoliopsida; Asparagales; Orchidaceae
Product: nuclear polyadenylated RNA-binding protein 3-like
Exons: 2
Coding region: 293-1519 (408 amino acids)
Source: RefSeq, a predicted model, not a curated record